Messenger RNA from Coffea eugenioides, 2451 nucleotides. Its product is annotated as cellulose synthase-like protein G3. The coding region runs from base 72 to 2261 and encodes 729 amino acids. Gene Ontology annotation, biological process: plant-type primary cell wall biogenesis; cellulose biosynthetic process. The record is from RefSeq and is a predicted model, not a curated record. The transcript is spliced from 6 exons. NCBI's taxonomy places the organism in Eukaryota, Viridiplantae, Streptophyta, Magnoliopsida, Gentianales, Rubiaceae. Gene Ontology annotation, molecular function: mannan synthase activity; cellulose synthase (UDP-forming) activity. Gene Ontology annotation, cellular component: trans-Golgi network; plasma membrane.
CAUCUUCCAGACUUCCACAGCCCCAAACAAGUAUAAUCCAAGUCAAACUCACAAAAUAUAUCAGCAAAUCCAUGGAGCCUCCCCUUCACUCCAUUAGAUCCAUGCGUCGCACCAUAUUCAACCGUAUCUUUGCUGUUAUUUACUCUAUUGCUCUUCUAUUACUACUAUUUCAUCAUGCCCUCAAUCUCUUCUCCUCCACUUCCAUACUCUCUUUCUUCAUAUCCAUUUCCAUGUUCAUCUCUGAUCUUCUUCUGGCUUUCAUGUGGCCCACGGGUCAGGGAUUUCGAAUAUGUCCCGUUACUCGCGAAGUAUUCCCAGAAAACCUUGAAAAAACUGUAGACAAGAAGGAUUUUCCGGAUUUAGACAUCUUUAUAUGCACUGCUGAUCCUUAUAAAGAACCACCUGUUAAUGUUGUUAACACAGCUUUGUCAGUUUUGGCUUAUGAUUAUCCGACAGAGAAGCUUUCGGUUUAUGUUUCUGAUGAUGGAGGCUCAGAGCUAACUCUCUUUGCUUUCAUGGAAGCUGCUAAAUUUGGAACCCAUUGGUUACCUUUUUGCAGGGAGAACGAGGUCCUGGACAGGUGUCCGGAGGCAUAUUUUAGAUCAAAGUAUACCCCCAACUCUGAAACUGAGAAAAUUAAGAUAAUGUAUGAGCAGAUGAAGAAAAGAAUAGAAAAUGUGGUCGACAGUGGAAAGGUUUCUGAAUACAUUACAAGCGAGGAAGAGCCUGAAGCUUUUAGCAAAUGGAAUAAAGAAUUCACUCGUCAGGAUCAUCCUGCAGUGAUUCAGGUUUUGCUUGAAAGCUGCAAGGAUAAAGAUGUAACAGGCUUCCCAAUGCCAAAUCUCAUAUAUGUGUCUAGAGAGAAAAGCAGGACUUCUCCACAUCAAUUUAAAGCUGGAGCCCUUAAUACGCUGCUUCGUGUAUCAGCUGUUAUGACAAAUGGUCCUAUAAUUCUAAUCCAAGACUGCGACAUGAUCUCAAAUGACCCCAGAACUCCAUAUAAUGUCCUAUGCUACUUCAUGGAUGCUUCAAUUAGGCCAAAAUUGGCCUAUGUUCAAUUUCCUCAAUGUUUCAAAGGCCUAAACAAGAAUGACAUCUAUUCAUCCGAGAUGAAACGUUGGUUUCACAUCAACCCAAUGGGGAUGGAUGGAUUAUUAGGCCCUGAUAAUAUGGGGCCUGGAUGCUUUUUCACGAGAAGAGCUUUCUUUGGUGGUCCAUCAAUGUCAUUAUUUGUACAGCCAGAAUUGCCCCAGCUGAGCCCUGAUCAUGAAGUCAAUAGUUCUAUUAAGUCUAAGCAUAUUUUGGAGCUGGCUGAUCGUUUGGCAGGUUGCAAUUAUGAGAAAGGGACUAAUUGGGGUUCUAAGAUUGGAUUUAGAUAUGGUUCUUUGGUGGAAGACUAUUACACUGGUUAUCAUCUUCAUUCUCAAGGAUGGAUAUCAAUAUUUUGCCAGCCAAAGAGGCCAGCAUUUUUGGGAGAUAUACCAAUUACCCUACUCGAUGUAAUAAACCAACAAAUCCGGUGGGGUGUUGGCCUUCUUGAGGUUGCAUUCUCCAGAUACAGUCCAAUAACUUUUGGCAUGCAAGCUUUGGGGCCCUUGAUGAGUCUUUGUUAUGCAAAUUAUGCUUUUAAUUCCAUUUGGUCAAUUCCGAUCACCACAUAUUCCUAUCUUCCUCAGCUCAUUCUUCUCAACAAAAUCUAUAUAUUUCCUAAGGUCUCCGAUCCAUGGUUUAUCUUGUAUGCUUUCCUAUUUCUUGGUGCAUAUGGACAAGAUUGCCUAGAAUUUAUAUUAGCCCAAGGCACACUAACAAGGUGGUGGAGUGAACAGAGGAUUUGGCUUAUUAGAGGACUCACAAAUGAAUUGUUUGGAAGCCUUGAAUACCUAAUCAAAAUCAUGGGCUUCACCACACAGGGAUUCCAUGUCACAAGCAAACUAGUAGAUGAUGAACAAAGCAAAAGAUAUGAUCGAGGGAUUUUUGAGUUUGGUGUUGCCUCACCUAUUUUUUUGCCUUUGGCAACAGCUGCAAUCAUCAAUUUAGCUGCUCUGCUUCAUGGUACCAUGCAAAUUUUGAAGGGAGGAAACUUUGAUGAAUCUUUUGUGCAGCUGUUUAUUUCUGGUUUUGGUAUGGUAAAUUGCUUGCCAGUUUUUGAAGCCAUGGUUCUGAGAACUGAUAAAGGAAGGAUGCCAAUCAAGACUACACUCAUUUCAAUCAUUUCAGCAUUGUGCCUUUAUAUAGUAGCUUCUUUCAUACUGAAGAUUUGACUUUAGUUCAAGUGGUACUGUUCUUUUGUGUCAUGCAGAAACCCAGUACUUUCUUUCAUGAGUAAUUACAGUUGAUUGGUGACUAUCUUUCUGCAGAAAGAAUCUAUACAUUUGAUUACCAACAUUAGGCUGUUUCUUUAUCAAAGAAAUUUGUGAAGUUAAAUGAAGCCAUUUCAUGUUCUGAGUGUCA